Messenger RNA from Melanotaenia boesemani (Boeseman's rainbowfish), 4490 nucleotides. It is a transcript of the gene kcnq1.1, whose product is annotated as potassium voltage-gated channel, KQT-like subfamily, member 1.1. The coding region runs from base 69 to 2174 and encodes 701 amino acids. Gene Ontology annotation, molecular function: voltage-gated potassium channel activity. The transcript is spliced from 18 exons. Gene Ontology annotation, biological process: transmembrane transport; potassium ion transport. Gene Ontology annotation, cellular component: membrane. The record is from RefSeq and is a predicted model, not a curated record. NCBI's taxonomy places the organism in Eukaryota, Metazoa, Chordata, Actinopteri, Atheriniformes, Melanotaeniidae.
UUGAGAUAGUGACUGUAAAAAUAACUGGAAAAGUUAAACCAGCAACAGACGAGUAAAAGAAGCCUACAAUGUCUAAUCUUCCCGCACCUUGUUUGGGGAACACACGGAGGUCUUCUACUCUGGCACGGGGAAAGAGACCGCCGGAUUUGGAGCUGUCGGCAACCACAUUCAGUGCGCAUGAUUCAGGAACACCUGUGGGCAACACUUUUCCCCAGAGAGACAAAAUGCAAGAGGAAGGUAACUCUCCCUCCGAUGUCCCCCCUGUUCAUCUACACCCCUACUUAUCUCACCCCCGGAUGUCGGUGUACAGCACCGGGGUUCGUCCAGUCCUCACCCGCGCCUACAUCCAAGGACGCGUGUAUAACUUUCUGGAAAGGCCGUCUGGCUGGAAGUGCUUCGUGUAUCACUUCACAGUGUUUCUCAUAGUUCUGGCCUGUCUGAUCCUUAGUGUCCUCUCUACAGUUGAUCAAUACCAAGCCUUGGCUUACACAACUCUCUUCUGGGUGGAGAUCGUCCUUGUGGUGUUCUUUGGUGUGGAAUAUUUUGUCCGCCUUUGGUCAGCAGGCUGCCGCAGUAAAUAUGUUGGCAUUUGGGGCCGACUACGCUUUGCCAGGAAGCCAAUAUCUAUUAUAGAUUUGAUUGUAGUUCUGGCCUCGAUAAUUGUUUUGGCAGUGGGCUCCAAAGGUCAGGUCUUCGCUACCUCUGCUGUAAGAGGGAUUCGCUUCCUACAGAUUCUGCGUAUGCUGCAUGUUGACAGGCAGGGAGGAACCUGGCGUCUCCUGGGCUCUGUUGUCUUUAUCCAUCGACAGGAGCUGAUCACCACCCUGUACAUUGGGUUUCUGAGCCUGAUCUUCUCAUCAUACUUUGUCUACUUAGCAGAAAAAGAUGCAGUGGAUGACAGCGGCUCCACUGACUUCAGAAACUAUGCUGAUGCUCUGUGGUGGGGUGUGGUGACAGUGACUACAAUCGGCUAUGGAGACAAAGUGCCACAAACAUGGAUUGGAAAGACCAUUGCAUCCUGUUUCUCAGUGUUUGCCAUUUCUUUCUUUGCCCUUCCUGCAGGAAUCUUGGGCUCAGGCUUCGCCCUGAAGGUGCAGCAGAAGCAAAGACAGAAACACUUCAACAGGCAGAUCCCUGCAGCUGCCUGCCUCAUACAGACAGCUUGGAGAUGUUUUGCUGUGGAGAACUUUGAUUCAGCCACAUUCAAGAUGUAUUUGAGAAAGAAAUCCCACAUCCCUGCCUCCACUCUGUCCAGCCCCAAGGCCAAAAAAUCGGUGAAAAUAAGGAGGAAGUUGAAGAGCACUGACAAGGACAACGGUCCAACUUCUCCCACAGUUCCCAGCAUCACCUGUGACUCUGCAUUUGACAGCGGGAGGGAGCAGAGCUCAGAUGUUUACAGCACAGUUGGCACAGCAGGACUCCAGACACUGGGAGGAUGUGAUCGGCAGCAGUCCUGGACAUCUUUGUCUUCCCUUCAGUUCAGCUCACCACCUGCAGUGAAAAGAAGCCCUGGUCUUUUGCAUGUCCAAUCCCCCGCCUCCCUGCAGAGGAACUGCAGCUUUGCAGAUGACUUGGAGCUGGAGUCAGAGCGAGAGAGUGAACUACCUCCUGCUAGCUCAGUAUCACAACUGACAGACUCUCACCGAAAAGCCAUUCGUGUGAUCCAGAAAAUGCAUUAUUUUGUGGCCAAGAGAAAUUUUCAGCAAGCUCGUAAGCCAUAUGAUGUCCGAGAUGUGAUUGAGCAAUACUCCCAGGGUCACCUCAACCUCAUGGUCCGAAUUAAGGAGCUUCAGCGAAGAUUAGACCAGUCUUUAGGGAAAAUGACUUUGUUCCAGACCUGUUCAGAUCGAGCCAGAGACAAAGGCAACAACUCUAUCGGCUCAAGACUCAACAGGAUGGAGGAAAAGAUAACACACAUGGAUCAGACUCUGACCCGCAUCACAGAGUCUCUCACCCUCCUGCUGGACCAGAUGGAAGUUGGUGUUGGUGAAGGUAAAUGCAGGCUAAGGCCACGACUUCGACGGACAUGCAAUGUCCUCCCCUGCCAAGAUAGCUUGCCAAGUUAUGACCAGUUGUCCUCAUCUCCUUCGUCCUUCUCCUCCAACAACGCCAGCACCGUGAUCUGCCCCAACAAUCCCCUGAUCUCCACCACCAGUCAAGAUGAGAGCUGCUGAAACCUGGAACCAGACAGCCUCAGUGUUUAGCUUGUGUCUGUGCAAUGUCAUAAGAUAUACUCAUCCAUGUAUGGUGAGCACAUCCAGUUGAAGCUACUUUGCUGAAUGCUGGCAUUUAGGUGGAAUACCAUAUUAGAAAAUGUAGGAUAAACUGGAUUUCUCAUAUAUUCACAUUAUAUGAGAAACUGGUCAACAAAAUGCCUUUGAAGUUGGAUUGCUUUGUUUUUUGUUUUUCAAGUAUAGUACUUGAAAUGUAUUCAGGCUGAUGCCAAAAACAUAUCAACCAAAAACUGUGCCAUGAUUCUGUGUCUUGCAAAGAGUUUUGGUACAAUCUGGUCAAAAUGUUCAUUAACGUGAAAACAGAGAGCAAAAAUGCACAGAUUUCCCAAAGGCAUAAAGUCAGAUAUGGCAUCUCUUUUACAACUCAAGCUGGAUUGCUUCUUUUAUCUCUAGUUUUGAUGGUUUCAAAAUAACAUGAAAGCAAAAAUGCCCAAAGGAAAAGUUUGCAUGGUCAGUCCUCAGUAACAGCCCCCCUGGCAAGUAUCCGAGCUUGUAAACACUUUUUGUAGUCAGCUAAGAGUCUUUGAGUUCAUAUUAGGAGGAUUUUCUCCCAUACAAUCACAUCCUUUGCUUCCUCUAAAAUGCUGCUGCUUCUGUGAAAUUCUAGACCAUCUUGCAUGCACUGCUUCUAUGAGGCCUAUCCACGGGUUUUCAAAGUUAACUUGGGGGUGCCAUGAGGAUCGUGUUAAAACCUUCAGCUUGCGGCUCUGUGAGGUUUGUUCAGGAUCAAUAUUCAGUUACAAAAAGCUGUCCUCUCUUAAUCUUCUGCUUUUUAACACACUGUGAUCUUUUUCUAGUAUUUAAUUGGAUUUACUCUUCCAUCAAUGGGAAUAUUUCACAUGCCACUGGUUACAACACAAGCCCAAAGCAUGAUUGAUCCCCCCUUAAACAGAUGGGGAGGUGUUCUUUCAUGAAAUCGUUCACCGUCUGUAAACAUACCUUAGCUCAUUGUAGUCAAAAACUUCUAUUUAAUUCUGUUUAUUUGCAAACUUUAGACACUUAAUUUCAAGUCCGGGAAGCAGGAAGGUUUUCUUUUGAUAGCUGUUGCAAAUAGCAGUACUUUUUGAAACUUUUCUUUUUCAACUUGACCUCCACUGUUCCUUUUAAGUGCUAUUUCGUGACUACAUAUCAAACUAAGAAAACAACUUCCUGCAAGAACAUUGCUUUCUUUUUUUUAGUCCUCCCCUGCCUUGCUACUGUUAACUGUUUAAGCUUUCACAGUGCCCAGCAGCUGCUUAGAGGAGCUAUUGACUGAAUUUGUAUGAUGAGAAUUUGUAAAUCUUUGGAAUCUGCAUCCCGUGGUCUUUCCUAACAAGCAGUAGGCCUAAUGUUCUAUUCAAGGACUGAAACCUUGGUAAAAGCUACCUGAGGGCUAAAUCUUGGGAUGUUCAGACUUUUGCAGGGUGCCCUUUUCUAUUUUUUAAUAUAGGAAUUGUACAAAAAUGAAUGGAAAAAAUGUCAAAUCUUGAAUUUUUGCCCUUUUUUAGAUCAGUUAUUUUGCUACUUAAAAAACUAAGCACAGAUGCAGAAAUUUUGGUAAAGAACUUGUGCCAUUAAAACUAGGAUAUAGGGCUUACAUUUCAAUAACCUUUUUUUUAACAUUUCUAUCGUCCUUUGUUUUUGUAGAUUUUUUUUUAAAGAUCUGACAUUUUAUAAAACAUAAUGGUAAUUUGUCCAUCCAUUAUCUUAACAUAAACCUGCAGAGCAUGUAUGAAUAUGGAAAAAAUACUUCCUCUUUCAAUUAAUAAAUUUUACAUGUCAGGACAUAACUGAAAUUCUUAUGGUACUUACCAUAUCAUAAAAUGAGAUAAGUAUGACCUUAGAUUAACAAAAACAAAUGACAUACAUCAAAAUGCAAAGCGACUGUGGGGGCAAAAGCCAAGUACACAAUGUCAUGCCUCACAUUUGCUGCCAUUUGUUCAUCCUAUUUUAAUUUCUUACAUACUGAUUUAUUGAGGAUUUCCUGUUGUAUAUGUUUAUUGUCCUAUUGCAUGACAGUUCCAGCCAUAUUUUAGUUCAUGGUUGAUUCUAAGACUGCAAGGUGUUGUCUGGUUGCAAAACAAUGGCAAAUCACCAUUCAUCUACAAUCAAUUCAAAUUCAAACUGUUUAUUGUCAUUUGCACAGUAAGGAAACAAGUUUCCUUGAACAAUGAAACUUUGCUGUCCACACUGAAUGCCAUAAAAGAUUAUAAAAUAAAAAUAAAAAACAAAACUUUAAAAAACUAGAUAGAUUAUUUACUCAAGAGUUUUUUUUUU